AUGUUCUCGAGAUGCCGCUUCGUUAUCAAGGGAGGCUCGAGGUUUUCCACGAAGACCUCCCUGACAAAUGCUAGCCGAAGUGGUAUCAGGCUCUUUAGCACUUCACCUAUCAGCGGACCGAAAUUUCUGGGGUCGGCGAUAGGUUUUGCUCUAUUAUCGUUCGGGCUGGGCUUGGCCGUAAGCUCACUUGUGAUUCCUAAGCAGGAUGCGCAGGUCCAGACUUUCCCCUUAGCUUCAACAACUCCUCUGGAGCAGCUUGAUUCGCCCCGGUAUGGGUCUGAGGAGGAUCUGGAAAAGUGUGUCGACGAGAUUAGAAGGGUGGUCGGCGACGAGCUCGUGAAAAAUACCCCAGUGGAAAUCGACUACCAUACGGACAAUGGGUUCAACCCCUCUAAGCCCUUGCCGCAUCAAAAGCCAAGAUACAUUGUCUACCCUUUGUCGACCGAGGAUGUUUCAAAGAUCAUGAAGAUUGUUAACCAGUACAAUAUACCAGUUGUGCCGUAUUCAGGUGGGACUUCCCUUGAGGGCCACACUUACUCAACGAGGCCUGGGAUUGUUCUCAAUACUUCCAAAAUGAACAAGAUCCUUCAGGUCAACGUCGACGAUCUGGAUGCAGUUUUGCAAGCCGGUGUUGGAUGGCAAGACUUGAACGAGUACUUAUCGAAGCAUGAAGGAAUGGAUAACUUAAUGUUGGGCUGCGAUUGUGGACCAGGUGCUCACGUUUGUGGUAUGAUUAGCACAAAUGCCUCUGGUAUUGGUGCUACUCGCUAUGGGUCCAUGGCUUCCAACGUUGUUUCCAUAAAGGCGGUUCUAGCAGACGGAACAGUUAUUAAGACGAAGCUCCGUCCCCGUAAAUCAAGUGCUGGGUAUAAUCUAACCGGUCUUUUGGUGGGUAGUGAGGGAACUCUGGCCAUUGUCACCGAAGUUGUUGUAAAACUACAAGUCAAGCCUGGGUACGAAACAGUCGCCGUUGUUCAGUUCCCAGAUGUGAACGAUUGUACAAAGUCUAUGGCUUCAUUUUUCAAAAAGGGAAUCCCACUGAAUGCAGUUGAGCUACUUGAUGCGGAUAUGAUGCGGUGCGUCAACUACAGUGAUCUGGUCUCCAAAAAGUUUGAAAACUUGCCCACCUUAUUUAUAAAGAUCGGCGGGUUGAACAAGGUGAUUGUUGAUGAGUAUGUCAAGGAAGUGAGUGCCAUCUCAAAAUCCAAUAAUUGUAACACAUUUGAGUUUGCAAGGACGGCGGAAGAGGCUGAAGAACUCUUCUUCGCAAGAAAGAAUGCAUUGUAUAUUAUGCUGGAUUACGGUUUUAAUGAAAUAAGCCCCGACGCUAAAAUGUGGAUCACAGAUUGCGCUGUACCGCUCUCCCGGCUUGCUUCGACUCUCGAGCAGCUUAAUGACAUGAUGAAGGAGUACCCAUUACAUCACAUGGUUUUAGGUCACGGAGAUGCCAACUUGCACUAUGACAUUUUCUACACCCCCGACCAGCUCGAAAUGUGCAAAGAAGCUGUAGACAGAAUGGCAAAACUUACCAUUGAAAAUGAAGGAACGUGUUCAGGGGAGCAUGGCAUUGGUUCUGGAAAGAGAGCUCUUUUGGAACUUGAACUUGGUAAAGAUACUAUCUCCAUGAUGCGCAAACUAAAGCUUGCCCUCGAUCCCAAGCGCCUUCUGAAUCCAGACAAGGUUUUCAAAAUAGAUCCCUUGGAUGCAAGUACCGAAUAA
This is a messenger RNA of Lachancea thermotolerans CBS 6340, 1719 nucleotides long. RefSeq names its product FAD-binding oxidoreductase. Lineage: Eukaryota; Fungi; Ascomycota; Saccharomycetes; Saccharomycetales; Saccharomycetaceae. Gene Ontology annotation, molecular function: FAD binding; D-lactate dehydrogenase (cytochrome) activity; D-lactate dehydrogenase (NAD+) activity. The record is from RefSeq and is a predicted model, not a curated record. The transcript has a single exon. Bases 1 to 1719 code for a protein of 572 amino acids. Gene Ontology annotation, biological process: lactate catabolic process. Gene Ontology annotation, cellular component: mitochondrion.